Messenger RNA from Camelus dromedarius (Arabian camel), 1842 nucleotides. It is a transcript of the gene PEDS1, whose product is annotated as plasmanylethanolamine desaturase 1. The record is from RefSeq and is a predicted model, not a curated record. The transcript has 6 exons. Gene Ontology annotation, molecular function: plasmanylethanolamine desaturase activity. NCBI's taxonomy places the organism in Eukaryota, Metazoa, Chordata, Mammalia, Artiodactyla, Camelidae. Bases 111 to 926 code for a protein of 271 amino acids. Gene Ontology annotation, biological process: ether lipid biosynthetic process. Gene Ontology annotation, cellular component: endoplasmic reticulum membrane.
CGCGCCCGGCGCUGGGCGGUCAUUGGGCGGCGUGAUCUCGCCGCGGUUCCGCGGCCCUGCCGCUGCCGCCGCCGCUAGCAGAACGCACCCGGCGGGCAGGGCGAGUGGCCAUGGCGGGCGCCGAGAACGAUCCGGGCCAGCAGCCGGAGCUCGACGAGGAUGAGGCAGCGUAUUGCCGGCGCUGGGGCGCGCAGCAUGCUGGGGCCCGCGAGCUGGCCGCGCUCUACUCGCCAGGCAAGCGCUUCCAGGAGUGGUGCUGUGUGGUCCUGUGCUUCAGCCUCAUCGUUCACAACAUGGUCCACCUCCUACUGCUGGCCCGCUGGGAGCACAUGCCCCUCGUAAUGCUGGGUGUCGUUGCAGGGGCGCUCAUUGCUGACUUCUUGUCCGGCCUGGUGCACUGGGGAGCUGACACCUGGGGCUCCGUGGAGCUGCCCAUCGUGGGGAAGGCUUUCAUCCGACCAUUCCGGGAGCAUCACAUCGACCCAACAGCCAUUACGAGGCACGACUUCAUUGAGACCAAUGGGGACAACUGCCUGGUGACACUGCUGCCAUUGUUAAACAUGGCCUACAAGUUCUGUACCCAGAGCCCAGAAGCCCUGGAGCAGCUGUAUCCCUGGGAAUGCUUCGUCUUCUGCCUGAUUAUCUUCAGCACCUUCACCAACCAGAUCCACAAGUGGUCACACACAUACUUUGGGUUGCCACGCUGGGUCACCCUCCUGCAGGACUGGCAUGUCAUCCUGCCUCGUAAACACCAUCGCAUCCACCACGUCUCACCCCACGAGACAUACUUCUGCAUCACCACAGGCUGGCUCAACUACCCUCUGGAGAAGAUAGGUUUCUGGCGACGCCUAGAGGACAUUAUCCAGGGCCUGACUGGUGAGAAGCCUCGGGCAGAUGACAUGAAAUGGGCACAGAAGAUCAAAUAACUCCUCCGAGCUGCCACCUCAUUGCCAACCUUCCCCAGCUCCCCAAAACCGAAGCCAUCUGCCAAAUUCCAGCCUCCUUGUGCUGGCCCCUUCAGGUGGAGAGGACACCUCCUGGGCUGGGCCCAGGCACCCCCAGCCCACCCCUUGUGACACAAUACUUGAGCCACUGAUUUUUCAUUUCCUUUUUUUCAUUUUCUUUCCUUGGCCCCUCCCCAGCCACCUGAGCUGCUCUGCCAAGCCUGACUCUGCAAAAAAAAAAAAAAACAGGAGCCCCGCCCUCCUAGCCAUCCCUUGGGUUGAGGAGAAGCUCACCCACUCUGCACACUCCUACUGCCCCUUUUCCCCCUGGGGAGCCCUUCAGCAUAGCUGGUAUUGGGGCCACUGAGUCGUCUUAUCUGUUUCUCUUUGUCUGCCCCCAGUGGUCUUAGGAGCCCCCAGGCACACCUAAGUGUCCCUGGAGCAUUACCCUGCCAUGGCCCUGCAAACUGACCCUGAAGGCCUGGACGGGUAGACAGCCCCAGUCACAACUUCAGCCUAGCUUGUCCACCAAGGAUGGCAAACUACAGCAAGGGUCUGGGGGCAGUGGCCAGAAGAGAUCAGAAUUUCCUGCCCAGUCUGGACCCCCGUCCUCCCCCACCCAUCCCCCAUUUGCCCACGUGAUUCAGCCAGAGCUGACAUUUCUAAUCAAAGGGCACAGCCUCUGCAAAGGGUCUUGGUCAUCUGGAAGGGGACAGUGUCCCCCCUGGCCAGAGGUAUGUCAGAGAAGGAAGAGUGGGGCUUUUUUGUUUGGGUUUUUUUUUUAAAGGUGCUUGCUUGUUUAAUGUAAAUAAUAGAAAGCCUUAAUAUCUUUUCUGUAACAUGGAGUAAUAUUUUAAUGUCAUGUUUUGGAUGUACAUAAUAUAUUUAUAACAAAGCA